AUGGCGGCGGCGGCGGCGGGUGCCGGCGGCCGGGCCGCGGUGCGGGGGCGGCGGCGGCGGGGCCGGCCCGCGGCCCAGGAGGAGCAGGAGGCGGUGGUGCUGUCGGUGGCCGAGUGCCCGGUGUGCCGGCAGGCGCUGGUGGAGGCGGUGACGCCGCCCUGCCGCCACUCGCUCUGCCUCUCCUGCUUCCAGCGCUGCCUGCAGGGCCCGGGCCUCUGCUGCCCGCUGUGCCGCAGCCGCCUCUCCACACGGGCCCGGCGGCAGCAGGCCGAGCCCGCAGCCACCACGGCCGCCGGAGCAGCGGGCGGGGAGCAGCGGCCGCCGGAGCAAGACUUUAUAUUCAGAGCACCCAUUAAAUUAAGCAAAACAGGAGAACUCCGAGAAGAAUAUGAAAGCCAGCUAAGGAAGCUGAGAGAAGAGAAACUGCAAGAAGAAAAGACACCUGAGGAUCUGAUUCACAAGUUCAUCCUAGAUGACAUGGACGUAGGGAAAAGAAGAAUGGAGGACCAGCAGAAAAAAGAUGAAUCUGUGGUGCUGAAAGGGAACCAGGACUGUUUUCCUGAGCGUCUCUCGGAUUCCGAGAAUGAGGAACCAUUCCAGGGCAAGCAAACACACCGCUCAGCUUUUGUUUCCAAGACCAGUGCUUACUCCUUUGCUUUCCUUUCAGGGAAUUUAACCUCCAAGGUGGAGAGGAGCCGGAGCUGCAACGACACCAUUCAGGAGAGAUCCAAGAGCAGGCAGAGAUCAGCCCCAGCCACCAAAGCAAAGGUGCUGCCGGCGGCGGGCGGCUCGGCGCCGCUGCUGGGGGUGCUGUCGUGCGCGCAGAACCACCGCUGCCUGUCGGCGCCCGAGCUGACGGCCGAGCGGCGCCUGCUGCUCAGCGCCGCCUCCUCGCUGUCGGCCCUGCACCGGCCCGAGCGCUCCAUCAGCCCCGAGAGCAACGACAGCAUCUCCGAGGAGCUCAACCACUUCAAGCCCAUCGUCUGCUCGCCGUGCACGCCGCCCAAGAGGCUUCCCGACGGCAGGGUGCUGAGCCCCCUCAUCAUCAAGUCCACCCCCAGGAACCUGAACCGGAGCCUGCAGAAGCCGACCACCUACGAGGCCAGUCCUAGAAUACUGAAGAAAUGGGAGCAGAUAUUUCAGGAGCGUCAGAUCAAAAAGACUCUCUCUAAAGCGACCCUUACGUCCUUGGCUUCGGAGCCUGGGGAAGACGUGGUGGUUCCUGACAUCACCAACUCCGGCGGUUGCCCCAAAGAGCAGCCGCAAGCUCAGGAGGAUCACCUUCCACCUGACACAGCAGCAGAGCCUCGCCCCGAGCUGGAUUUCCUCCCUUCUGUCAGUGAGGAGAAGCUGGGGAGGGGGAGUGAGAAGAGCAGGGGCUCACAGGCCUUAGCCACUGAUGACGGUGCUGCUGAGCCAGACGUGAGAUCGAACGUAACCUCCCUAAACACACGGGUGGCUGAAGUCCCCGACCUAAAAGUGAACACGUUCAUGGACAAAUCCUGCCUCGGCCUGGGCCCCAAAGUGCUGAGCAGGAGACUCAUGGGCAUCAGCGCCUCGCUGCCCGACAGCAGCACGCUGGGAGUGCCCCUCAAGCCGCCGGGGAAGAAGCAGCUGAAAUACCUGAACAGCAGCGAGCUGCUGCACGUGCAGAACAGCACCUGCAGCUCCGUGGAGAACCUCCUCGGGGAGCAGGCACCGCUGCUGCGCCGCGGCCGCAAGAGACGCUGCAAAACGAAGCACCUGGAGCACAACGGCUCCGUCAAAAGACUGAGGCACGUGGCCUCAGGGGAGGCGGGCCUGCCCCCCGAGGUGCGGGACGUGGAGCAGAAGCUCCAGCAGGAGGAGGAGGACAGGAGGCUGGCCCUGCACCUGCAGCGGAUUUUCGACAGCGAGAACAGGACGGUGGAGAGGCGGAGAGUCCGCGUGGAUCGGUACCUGCUGCGCUCCAAGAGCACUCUGGGGGCCAAGUAGCACUGCUGGGCCAUGCUGCCUUUCUAGAGGACAGUGAGGUUUAUCAGAUCUUCUUAGAGGAAAACUAUUUUUUGCCCUACUUCACCCACACAGUUGUUUUUCAUUUUGGUGGUAAGACAUUUCCAGGUCCAGUUCAGAGAGAAGCCAGCGUCCUUUCAGGUUUAAAAAAAAAAAAAAGAGAGAGAGAAUGAGAAAAAAGAAAUCCUCUGGUCCGUUGGUCUGGAGGAAUUGUCUGUGAUCCCUGUGAAUACACUGCAAGGCCUCCACAGGCAGGCAGGCACACCUGGGAUCCCCAGCUAGGAGGGGUGUGAGUGUGUGGGGUAUGAGGACCAUGCCUUGCCAAGAGAAAUCUGAGCUCUGCUCAUAGAAAUUGCCUGAGAGUCUUCUCCUCUCUGCCUGCCCCAUUUUCUCCCUCAGGCUGCAUCUGGCUGUGGGGUCAGCCUCUUACCCCUGCUCUGUAUUUCUCCUGGGGAGUCCUAAACAGAGCCCCCCUGUAGUACUUCCAAAUGAAUGUAUCUCACUGUCUGCAGCAGCAGCAGCACAGAUCAUUUGUCACUUUUUUUGAAGCAGAAAGCCAAAUGCAGUGAAAAGAAAGACCUAAAAUAGGGAUUUUACUGAAAAACCUGCCCCUGCACCAGCUUCCUGGCUUCAGGCUCAAACCACUAAGAAAGCUCAGGUGAGUGAUGCACUACAAACUUCCAGGCAUGAAGCUGCCUGGAGCAGAGCUGGCUCAGAGCCUGGGCUUGGUGGAGCUUGUGUUCUCUGCCCAGAUGUGGCAGGCCACCCUCUGAGUGUUUCUAACCCUCUUCCAUGUAUUCAUUUCAUGGAUUAUUUCCAUAUUGACAUAGCUCAAAAAGUACCUUUCCAGCUCAGCCAGUGGCAGCUGCCUUGCAGAGUAUUCACAGGGACCCUUGUCUGGGGCAGGGGUUGUGGCUUUACCUGUCCUGCCCCCCCGUGUGCCAGGUGGCAGGGCUGUUCUUGGGAUGAGCACAGUGCAGGGGCAAACUUCCCUAUGGAUCCUGUGGAGGGAGGGCAGCCAGGCACAUAAAUAGGCAGAUCUGCCCCAUUUCCUCUAUCUGAAAUGGCUGCAUUUCCUCCCUCCAUCCUAAACAGUCAAAAAGAAAACAGGAACUGGUUUUCUUUUUCACUGCAAGGACCCUGGCAGGCUCUUUUUUCCCCCUAGUUGAACUGGAUUUAAAAAAAAAAAAAACAGGAAAAAAAAAAGAAAAAAGAAAUCUUAUAUUUUAUUGGGUAAAAUUUAUAUAUUUUAAAUACUAUAUUUCAACAGAUCGACACUUUUGUUUUGAGAAAUCUUAUAGCAAUGAUUCCAUAAUAUAUAUCUCUAUCUCUGCAUCUCCUUGCCACACAAACCACUGGAUGGUUCAGGCUGUACCUGGGGCUGGUGGCACCGGGCCUGCCCUGCCUUCCUCUCCUGCACCACAGCCUGGCAGGUGCUGCUCCAAGAGGAGCUUUGGACCCAAACCAAAACCUGCUCCUCUGUCCAGCUGCGAGUUAGAAGGAAAUUAAGGAAUUAGAGCCUUGGCUGGGCCCAGAAGAACAGCACAGAGAGAAGUAGUGAUGGCCUGGGUCUGCCCGGGGAGCUCAGGAGGGAAAGCCACAGCUUUAACUCGGGAUCCGUGCUGGUUUUCCCAACAUUCUGAGCUGUACAAUGCACUUCCCAGGUGCAUUCAGAUUUAGAAUUCUUUUUGCAGGCCCCCUUUUCUGCAGCUCUUCCCUGGAGCCCCAAACAGACUUCCCUAAACAGUUUCCUUUUUUCUCGUGGUGUUUGUGGAGAUUCAGCUGGGGCUGGGCUGCUUACACCACAAAAAAAUCUAAUUACACGCUGAAUGUAUCUUUUCUUCCCCCUCUUGAAACAGAUUUCACAGCCCAAUGCACUAUGCCAGUGUCUUAAAUACCUUCUUUGGAAAAGAUUUUAUAAAUGUUUAGGGGUUUGUGCGGUAAUUUCCUGAUCCCAAAUCCAAGCUGGGCAGAAGUGUAGGAGGCAGUGCCUGGGCUGGAGCUUGUCCCUGGCCAUAAAAAGCUUCAUGGGACCCCCAGAAGAGAGAUCCCAGCUCCCCAGGCCACGGCAUCUACGUUCAAGGAGACCUUUGGAUGUGCAAUCAGUCCUGUCCUGGAAGGGCUGCGGCGACGCAAAGCCAGGAUGAAUGUUCUAUUAAUUUAUCACUCUCCAAGUCUGUGUAAGCUUGCAAAAACCAACAAAAAUUGUAAAUAUUUACACUCAAAAGAGCAGGAGCACCCAGCCUCUCCCCUGUAAAGGUCAGGAACGACAACACCUUUGGCAGAAAUCAUGCCAGCCGAGAAGGAAGAUGCCUCCUGCUGAACGGUGGAUGCAGCACGAGAUCAAACCAAGUAUUUAUUCACGCUCCUCUGAAAGUCCUCUGUGGCCCUCAGCUGCCUUCCCUCCGGGAUGAAGGCAUUCCUGGCUGGCUGUGGGGCAGCACGGGCGUGGGAGUGUCCUCCCAAAGUGUCUCCUGCGGAGGGGCUGGGGUUGGUUCCCUGACAGAGGGAUUGUCUGCCAAAGAUGCACCGGCUCCCAGACAGCUGCUUUCCCACCCUCGGGAGCUCUGUGCCCGGGAAAAGCCGUGCAGGAAGGCCUGUGCUCGGAGUCAGCCAGAUGAGACAAACGAAGGCAAAGUGCCAAAAGGGAUCGUGCCAGGUGAUUGAUUGUAUGACGUUGUUCUAUAUUGUCAGUAUUUCUCUUCCAAUGCUCUUGUACAUGCAGUGCACAGCAGUCACGAAGUGUAGCUUGAACAAGCGCUUCUUUGCAUUUUCUCAGCGCAAGCAGAGGGGGAGAUCCAAGCCUUAAAGACUCUCAGAAAACAAGCCUUUAGCAAUGCUGCGAGGGCGGGACAGCCCUGUCCUGUCUCCCGUUGUCCGGCAGAGAGCUCGUCCCACGGCCGAGGGGAGGCGUUUCGGCUGGGGCACACGCGACACAGCGCACCCGCCGUCCCUGCUGGAGCCCCACGGGAUGUCACCAGCGUGGAGCUGGGCUGGUCCCCGUGUGCCACCCGCGCCUGGCACUGCCCUGUGCCUGUGAAACAGCCACGCACCCCAGCCAGCUCCUCCCCGUGCGCACGGGAGAGCCGCGCUGGGCUCCGCGGGGUCGCUGGGGAGCUCUCACGGCCUGGCUGUCGCUGCACUUCCCUCGGUCACGCUUUAAACCCUCGUGCUUUGUGUUCCCCCUGGCCAGCAGAGCUCCGGCUGGCUGCGGGCUCUGCUCUGCUCCCCGCCGAGCCCCCGUGUCACACGGAGGCACAGGCAGGCACCCCAGGACCGACCGCUGGCGUGCAUGUGUGAGGUGUGCGAGUGGAAUGACAUGCAGGCGUCUGUCAUGUUGUGGCUUCUGUUGUUCGAAACAGAGUAAACCCUGCUCGUGAAACAAUUGUCACAAACCAGAAAUACGCCGACAAAUGUGUACAAAUAACAGUGUUUGUUUUAACAGCAACCGGGACUUGAACUGCAGGGCAAAGGCCGAGGUUCAAACAGAAUAAAAGCAGAUUCUGACAGUGAAA
Haemorhous mexicanus (house finch) is the source of this 5507-nucleotide messenger RNA. It is a transcript of the gene RNF169, whose product is annotated as ring finger protein 169. Bases 1 to 1974 code for a protein of 657 amino acids. Gene Ontology annotation, molecular function: nucleosome binding; ubiquitin-protein transferase activity; metal ion binding. Gene Ontology annotation, biological process: double-strand break repair. Gene Ontology annotation, cellular component: nucleus; site of double-strand break. The transcript has 6 exons. NCBI's taxonomy places the organism in Eukaryota, Metazoa, Chordata, Aves, Passeriformes, Fringillidae. The record is from RefSeq and is a predicted model, not a curated record.